Vitrella brassicaformis is the source of this 1881-nucleotide messenger RNA. The record is from the annotation of a GenBank genome assembly. Lineage: Eukaryota; Vitrellaceae.
UGGGUAUGUGUUCGGUUCGGUGUGGUGGUUUGUGGGUCCACAAUGACUGACCACAUGCAUCCAUAUGUGUGUGUAUGUGUGUGGGUGUAUAGGUGUGUGCACGUCACGUCACGCCUCGUUGCCGUUGCACCUUAUCAAUAGCCGAAAAGCCUGCAUGUCAGUCACGCGACAGGCACUGAGGCUUAUCUCUCUCCUUUGCCGUGUGUGACGUGCUGACUGACUGACCUCUAUAAUUCCCCGCUUCUCCCGCUCCUCGACGCCGGCAGCGUUGAGGAAUGAGGACAGAUUCCUCACCAGCCGACGACGCUUGCACGGCGGCAGACGACGCGCACACUGACACACACACAUACCGAUCGACAUAGAUGCGUGUGAGAGAGGUCAUCAUUUCUGGCUGGUCGACGCACCCACCGUACCUACCGUGACGUAGCUGUUGAUCUUUGCUGCUGUACACCUGCCCAGAAGGCAGCCCACCACACGACCAACCACACCCUGCUCACCACACACAUGAAGUAGAAAGAAGUACCAUCAUCAUGGGUGGCAAAAAUGCAUCAUUUUAGCCGUGUUAUAAGCGCGACAUACAUACAUACAUACCGCCAUAUCCCGUAGUGUCUGGACGAGGCAUGAGCCCAAUAAGGACAUGCGCGCCGCCACACUGUCCACCAGCGCACACACACUGCCCACCAACCAACAGAUGGCACACUGCACACAUACACACAGGGGGCGAGGUGUGCUCAUGAGAUGGGGCACACCAACCGGUGGCUUGUUUGCCUUACGGUGGUGGUUCGUAUGGCCUGUGCUGUGAGCGUCGCCGUCAUGACGCACACACGGACGGUGGAUGACACCACACGCAGCACAAGCUGAUGCACACCACACACACACACACACACACCACACACACACACACACACACAUUGCUUCCCGUCUGAUGAUGGUCUGUGUGUGCGCUUGAUGGGUCGCUCGCUGACUUUGAAAGGCAGUAGGAAGAAGCACAUCAUGACCUCGAUGAACAUGAGGCCGAACAGACGGCAAUUAGACAUCAUUACCAGCCCAUCUGCGCACACAGACAGAUGGCGGACGAAGGAAGGAACACACAGCCAUCUUCACACAGACAGUUGGCUGAUGGCUGGCUGGCCCGGCAGCCCCCUGACUGACUGACUGACUGACCGUUCCAGGAGUCCUUGUCGGUGUUGCCGUCUCCGUGGAUGAGCAGGUGGAACCGAUACAGGUACCUCUCCAGCUGAUGCAUGUCCUCCUCGCUGCCAUGCCGAUCGACACCAACACCCACACCAAACAGACCACACAUUCACACACGCAUGGCCAGUCCUUCUGCCCUUCUCCCGCCCCCUUACAUGGUGGCGUCGUCGCUCGUAUUGCCGCUGUCGUGCUGCGAGCGCGCGGCAUUGCUGUCGCACCUGCCGCCGCCGCUGCUGCUGUUGGCACUUCUGCCGCUGGUGAGUGCCGGCAGCAGGGCGUCGAUGAGGGCGUCCAGGUAGACUAUGGGGUACCCCAUGCAGAACAGCGAGUGCAGCAACGCCUGCAGGAACGACACACAACACACACACACACACACUGUCAGAGAGACUGCCACUGCUUUCUCUGCCAGUCUUCGGUUGCUGUCCCCCCUCCCUCCCCCCCAAGGACUUACCUGUUCGGACAUCUGAAUGGCUGAGAAGCAUCGCUUCCCCACCACAGCCAGGUGCAGGGCCAGGUGAGACAUCCUCAGGUACGGAGUCGUUCACUACGGCCACGCACCAGCACUGCCGCACCAGUCAGCCGUCACCGAGCACCGGUGGCGCCGUCGUCACUUCCCAGGAGCAUCUGGCAGCUACCUAUACACAGCACCUUGACCAACAACGGCGUCAUAACAUGCUCCAAUGUCCC